Messenger RNA from Erythranthe guttata (spotted monkey flower), 913 nucleotides. NCBI's taxonomy places the organism in Eukaryota, Viridiplantae, Streptophyta, Magnoliopsida, Lamiales, Phrymaceae. The record is from RefSeq and is a predicted model, not a curated record.
CCGGGGCUAAAAUUUAUUUCAAAAAUUUAUAAGGUUUUCCGUUCCAUCGACUCGAACUCGGUUAGAGGUUUCCCCAAGAAUCCGAAACAGGCUUCAAGCAAGGUAAACGAUAUCUAAUUAGUAAAGUCUUCGUAUAUAUCUUACAUUUUAUCGUUAUUGUAAUAAACGAGUUUUUAAGAAGAAAAUAAAACUUGGCUGCAUUGAACAGAACCUCGUAUGUGGGAAGAAUGUAUUGAUAGACAUGAGUAUACAUGCAGCUUACGUCAAGGCAAUCCGUUGUGCUCAACACUUCAUUUACAUCGAGAACCAGUACUUCCUCGGUUCGUCGUACAAUUGGGCUAAUUAUAGGGACUUAGGUGCAAACAAUUUAAUUCCGAUGGAAAUAGCACUAAAGGUUGCGAGCAAAAUUAGGGCAAAUGAGAGAUUUGCCGUGUAUAUUAUCAUCCCAAUGUGGCCGGAGGGAGUUCCCACGAGCACUCCCACUCAAAGAAUUCUCUUUUGGCAGUAUCACACAAUGCAAAUGAUGUAUGAAACAAUCUACAAAGCUUUAGUGGAGGUAGGGCUCGACUCGGAGUACGAGCCACAAGACUAUUUGAAUUUCUUUUGCCUCGGAAAUCGUGAGCCGCCCGAUUAUAGUGGAAGCGAGCAACCAUCGAACACCAAAAGUUCCAACGGAUGCACUCCACAAGCCUUGACUCGAAGAAAUAGACGUUUUAUGAUAUACGUCCAUUCAAAGGGAAUGAUAGUGGACGACGAGUACGUGAUAUUGGGGUCCGCUAACAUCAAUCAACGCUCUCUAGAAGGUACUAGAGAUACCGAAAUUGCCAUCGGGGCAUAUCAGCCUCAUUACACGUGGGCAAGCAAACAUGCUAAUCCACAUGCACAGGUAUUGAAACAUUUUUCAAAUAUAUAG